Molecule: messenger RNA, 504 nt
Organism: Phytomonas sp. EM1
Lineage: Eukaryota; Euglenozoa; Kinetoplastea; Trypanosomatida; Trypanosomatidae
Source: the annotation of a GenBank genome assembly
AUGAUUCAUCGCGUCUCCGGCGCGUGCGCGUCGCACCUGGAGUGGCGUGGGGCCGGGUGUUACAUUUUGUACUGCCGCAGUGAGGCGGACCUCGCGCUCGUGCGGGGGAUUCACAAACGGGUGUUGUUCGACGUCGGCGGAGUCUGGCUCGCGCGCACCGCGGAGGAGAUCGACGCGCUGUGCGAGUACGUCGCGUUGGAGGCGCCGGUGCUCUCGCGAAAGGCACACCUGCCACGCGAUUCAAUGGUGGUAGAGGAACAUCGGGUAGACGUCGCCGGCCCUGCCGGGGGACGGCAUCAUCCGAUGAUGGUCGCGGGGCAACAUCCACGCGUGGUUAUGCCCUAUCCAACCGGGCUCUUACCCCAAGGGCAGGACCUUUCCUCGGUGUAUACUUCGUACCCUUCGUAUUCGAGCCCUUAUCCGGCCCCGUAUCGUCCGUUUUUAUCACAAAUAGCAUUACCCAAUCCGACGGAGCUGCCGCCGCCGCCGCCGUAUAGCUCAUGA